Molecule: messenger RNA, 1256 nt
Organism: Tripterygium wilfordii
Lineage: Eukaryota; Viridiplantae; Streptophyta; Magnoliopsida; Celastrales; Celastraceae
Product: protein TIFY 10A-like
Exons: 5
Coding region: 135-938 (267 amino acids)
Biological process (GO): regulation of jasmonic acid mediated signaling pathway; regulation of defense response; response to wounding
Cellular component (GO): nucleus
Source: RefSeq, a predicted model, not a curated record
UUCAUCUCUCGCUUUAUCUUCAACAAGUAAAUGCAGGCGCACCACCACUACUACGAAGUGAUAGGAAGCACGAAUCAAAGCUUGACGCACGAAAAUCUUUGUAAUUUGGUUUCGAAUUGAUUUUGUGGAUAAAUAUGUCGACCGCCACGGAAAGCUCGGAGUUCGGGGAGCAGAAGCCGGCGGGGAGGUUUCCGGAGAAGUCGAGCUUCUCGCACAAGUGUAGUCUAUUAAGUCAGUACUUGAAAGAGUUUGGGAGUUUUGGAGAUCUGAGUCUAGGAAUGACAUGCAACAUUGAAGGAAACGGAAAUGGAAAACCAGAGAUGUUGAGACGGGCAGCCACAGUUUUGAAUUUGUUUCCAAUCAGUGAGAAACCAGGAGAGGUUUUGGGCCAAAAUAAUGCUAAAAUGCUCAAACCAAUGAAUUUGUUCCCUGAAACAACUGGUUUCCAUGUAUUCAAGGAGGAGGAGCUCCCAAAAAGGGCUGAUUCUUGUUAUGCGGCAGGGGAGCUUCAGACUGCACAGAUGACUAUAUUUUACGGUGGACAGGUGUUUGUGUUUAAUGAUUUUUCGGCCGACAAAAUGAAAGAAAUCAUGCUCUUAGCAAGUGAGGGAAAUGCGCAGUGUGGCACAACAUUCCCUUCUACUCAUCGGAAUAUCGCAUCUAAACCUGUGGAAGCUCGCAGUCUGAGUCCUCCUAAUAUUUCCCCUAAUUUUGUCAAUGAUUUAAAGCAAGACUGCAUUCAAACUCCCACACAGCCUCUAGUUAGUGCAGUUCUACCAUUAACAAGGAAAGCUUCCCUACAAAGUUUUUUGGAGAAGAGAAGAGAUAGGAUUACUGCAAGAGCUCCAUACCAAACAAGAAACCCAAAGGCAGCUCUCAGCAAAUUACCAGUUGAAAACAAUUCCUGGCUGGGCUUGUUGGUUCCAUCACCACAGUGAUCUCCAGAUUUUGACAUUUUUAGGCUCCUGACUCUCCUCCUCAGUCACUACAGUAGCUGAAAGGAAGCUAUUAAUUGUUCUUUUUUUUGGAAACCCUUAAUAGUUGUUCCAGUCUAUUUUAUAGUUAUCCAAAUUCAGCCUUUUAAUUUUCUUCAACCACCUAUUUCUGGUUGUUUCUUAGUUGUGGCUCUAAUUAAGGAGCCCGCAUAUAUCUAAGUAAGGUAUUAAAUUUCAUGUAAUUAAUUAAUUGAGAAUUCAAUUAAAUAAUGAUUCUUGACCAUCUAUGUGUUACAUACGAGUGACACGGUUUGAGCAGCA